Pyrenophora tritici-repentis Pt-1C-BFP is the source of this 1689-nucleotide messenger RNA. RefSeq names its product Peptidase-S28 domain containing protein. The record is from RefSeq and is a predicted model, not a curated record. Lineage: Eukaryota; Fungi; Ascomycota; Dothideomycetes; Pleosporales; Pleosporaceae. Gene Ontology annotation, molecular function: dipeptidyl-peptidase activity; serine-type exopeptidase activity. Gene Ontology annotation, biological process: proteolysis.
AUGCGGUACCUGUCAUCAGUCGCAGCGCUCGCACUUGCGAUGUUGCCUGGCUCGCAUGCGAAUUUUCUUCUCAAGCAGAGGGAGGCCGCUCUGAGGGCUGAACUAGGACUUCGUGCUGACGGUACUCCCCUCGAAUCAGCAUCUAUCCAUCGUCUCACCGCCAGAGACGACCCCGUCGUCCCGACGCAAUACAUCGAACUCCCGAUUGACCAUUUCGGCAAAAACAACGGCACCUUUCGCAAUCGGUACUGGGUCAAUACGGCCGGAUAUAAACCUGGCGGUCCUAUCUUCGUAUACGACAUGACCGAGACGUCUAAAGACACAGACCCAGACUUAACUCUGGGCCCAAGGCUUCUAAAUGACAAUGCUGUCUUCAAGCAACUUAUCCACGAGUUCAAUGGCAUUGGCAUUCUAUGGGAACAUCGAGGAUAUGGGAAAUCCUGGCACGUCCCCAUCACCAAUCGCUCAACACCCAGAGAUCUUGAGUUUAUAACGUUUGAGAAUGCACUCGAGGAUUUGGUCGUGUUUGCCGAGCAAUUCAGCGUGAAGGGUAUCAACGAGACUCUGACACCGGACCAAAGACCCUGGAUUCAUUACGGAGGCUCUUCGGGUGCCGUACGCGCUGCUGUAUUGCGAAACAAGCGACCUGGUACCAUAUACGCAGCCUGGGCUUCUUCUGCUCCGUUGCAAAAUGUGGUUGACUUUAAUCAAUACUUUGACGGAGUCUGGGAUGGUAUGGUAGCCUUCGGUUUCGGCAACUGUACACAGGAUAUCAGGGCUGUUGUGCGGUACGUCGACCACGUUCUCGACACUGGGAACGAGGAUGAAAAAGCCAAGCUUAAAGCGCGUUUCCUCGGAUUGAGUGGAGCCCACAAUCCAGAUCGACUUUUUGCUGAAACCUGGAACUCCUUGACCCUCGACUACCAGGGCCAAGGUAUGGACGGCUCAAGUCUUAGUCUUCGCGACUUCUGUGAUCACAUCUCCACGGAUCCGGCGACGAAGCAAGUCGCACCAAAGGAAGGCUGGGCUGCUACCAAGGGCAUCGAAUGGACACUGUCGAAAUGGACGGAAUACACACCAUAUCUAGACCAGGUCAACACAUUCUUCAACACCACGUGUACGGGUAAUGACACGUUAACCAACGACUGCACUUUCGACCAAGGCCUCACCGAUCCGGGCAGUGUCGUGUAUAUGUGGCAGACUUGCACGCAGAUCGGCGCGUUCCAGGGUGCCAACGUUGGUGACAAACAACUCAUCCCCAAGGCCAACACGCUUGAGAACAUGCUCGAGCAGUGCAACUAUCUAUGGCCAGAUCGACAGGGCAUCCUUCCCGUCCGACCCAAGUCCGACGAACUCAACCGCUAUACCGGUGGCUGGCACAUUCGCCCCGCCAACACGUUCUUCACUUAUGGCGAGUAUGAGCCUUGGCUGCCUCUUGGCAUUACAUCCAAGCGACCAGAUGCGCCCAAGAAUGUGACGAUUACCACGGAGAUCCCAAAGUGCAAUGUGCCUGAUGAACACAGGGUCUUCGGUUCGAUUCUCAAAGACCAGAUCCAUUGUUACGAUGUCAUUAGUCGGAUCACCAACCCUGUGGUAUUGGAAGCAAGGGCACUGUUCAAGCAAGCACUGAGGCAAUGGCUGACCUGCUUUGUGCCCAAGAAGAAGCACCAAAAGAAGUGGAUCUCGUAG